Messenger RNA from Spodoptera litura, 8123 nucleotides. The record is from RefSeq and is a predicted model, not a curated record. NCBI's taxonomy places the organism in Eukaryota, Metazoa, Arthropoda, Insecta, Lepidoptera, Noctuidae.
AAAACUUCAUAUUGCAUCGAUAUCCGACAAGCGCUGACUUGCUGUAACUUGUUGGCUCUUAUUAUUAACCUCUUUUGGUUACUAUUUCAUUUUUUUCUGUUAUUUAAAUGGAGGAGAUUGAACCAAACCCAAUAAUGGAGAGUUGGGAUGCGGUAGUGACGUCAUACCCAGAUAAUCCGGGGCCCAUCGACUACGCGAAAGCUAUCCGAACAGCUAACAUUAUCGUUGCUGAAGAUCUAGCGCCGUUUGAAACAGAAUGGCUGACUAAGACGUUGCUCUUCAAACCUAUACAUCUGUUUGAGACAAUAAAAUCGAAUAAAAAGCGAAAUGAUGAGGCAUGGGUGAAGUACAUCGCGGAUUCUAUAAAACUGUUGUCGAAAUUGAUCGAUACACACUGGGAUGUGCUCGAGAAUUAUAAUCAAGAGCUCGUUGAGCUCUGUUCGCUCUCAUUUGAUACACAAACGCGCAAAGAGGCCAUCCUGUGUCUCCUGAAAGUUGUCAAGCAACCUUCGGUGGCUCUUACUGAUGAAUUUGUCGUAAAUGUAAUUAAUGCGUUUGAAAAAGCUAAGUCCUGUAAAGCUCCACUAGCUGAAUUAGUUGGCGCUUUAUGCAGAUAUUUCCCUGAAAACGUCAGGACAGAAAGCCGCUGCAAAUUAAUUUGGAGAACUUACCUCAACAUGUUCAAUGAUCCGUGGUGUCCCUUUACGAACACGGUCCUAAUAGCUGUACUGAAAGGUACUGACGAUUUGCUGGCGAGUUUUUGGGAAGAUUUAGAUCCAAAUGAACUAAAUCAGUUCUAUGAUCGUGUAAUAUCCAGGCAAGCUAAAUCAUCCAAGGCUGUCGAAGUGAUAAUAUCGCUCUUGGAACAUCACGCUGUAUUAUUUAAAGAGAAGUUGGCAAAAGAUGAAAAAUUACGCAAUUUUUUGUGGCAAGUCGAACAAAAGAACGCGAUGGAAGCACUGAUAAAAAUUUAUCAACAUAUCCUACCUAUAUGCGUAUAUAAAAAGCAGUCUUUCACUGACGUGAAGCCGAUACUAUCACUGCUCACAGUGCUACUGAGUCUUCAGCAGACUGAACAUAGUACUCCGAAGUGGUGCCACUCCAUCGUACCCUCGAUUGUCCACCUCGCCAGGUUCUAUAGGCAGGAGCCCGUGAAGAUGAUCCAGGAGAUGCCUGACGAUGAGAUGCCGUAUGUGGAAAUAUUCAAGGAGGACACAGUUUACAAGACACUGCUCACUCUCAUGUCUACAGACAGACGCGCUAUUUAUGACGGGACUCUCUCCUCGUUUCAGGCCAUAUUUUCUAAAGAGGACAAUGAUUAUAAAGUAUUGAUCAAAAUACUGGCAAAUUUAGAAACGGUUAUUGAAGAAAAUUCUAGCAAUCUGGAUCAACGACAACUGUCCUUGGUAAUAAAUCAGAUAGACAGACUGAAAUAUAAGAUUGUUUUAGAUAACAAGGAUGCGAGAGUAUUUCAGAAAGAUGUCAUCAUGUUCUUGGCAAAAUAUGGCCAAAUGUGUCUGCAAGGAAGUUUCUCUGAAGAUAUGUACACAUUGAAAUUAAAGAAUAAAGUUUAUUUCAAUAUACCUAAUAUCGUGCAAGGUUCUACUUUGAAGAUCGAUAUACAAAGAAUUCUCCAACUAUGUCUGUUACGCGGCGAGACCGACGCCUUGUAUUGUUUGCUGAUUAUAUUAACAGCUCAUUUACACGACCGUCCCGACCCUGAUUUACAAGAAGCCACGAUUCGAUUUAUUCAUGAAAUCUUCAGGAGUAUAUCAGGGAAGAGUGAGACAGACAUAGCCGUGCAUCCCGCUCUGUUUAUGUGUAACACAACUGCCUGUGUUCAGAGUAUUAUAAAGGGUAUCACUGAAGAACUAGACCCAAAAGUACGUAGGAAAUUAUCAGAGCACCUUCAGCUCCUGCUCACCCAAGAUCCUGGCUCGGAGACCACGGGGGAACUCCUCAACGUGGUUGCUGAACAUUCCUCCUUCAUGAUGGCAAGGGAUGAAGCAUCAUUUCAUCUACCAGACUUGGACAUACUAAGAGCCUUCCUACAAUCAAUUGUAGACAACAACGCCUUAAUAACAGAAUAUUUACCAAAAAUACUAAUUUUCACGUCAAAAAUAAACGAUGCGACUGACAUUUUUGAAAACGCAUCAUACAGUUUGAUAGAAAAGAUCGACCUUUUUACACACGAUCAAAUUUUAGAGGUUAUCAAAAAAGUGAUUGAGAAUUAUUCAGUAAAUCUUGUCAAUACAGAAUUGAUUAUAAAUAAUUCUGAAUUGAUAGUAAGCUUCAUAAAACGUGUUUUUGAAAUCAAAGAAUUUGGCGUGAAAAUCAUAAUUGACAUUUUAUUGUCAAUGUUGCAACCGUUAACUGUUAUUUCGCCGCAAUUUUCGCAUCUGGUAACAUUGUUAGUAUAUUUGAAUUUGACGUUUGAAUUCGAUAACGGCCUUCGGAGGAUCAUCGUUGAAUUUGAAGAUUUGAAAAUUUUGGAACAAUUAUUGAAGAUGAAUAAUUUUGAAGAAAACGAAAUGAAUGCUGGUUUUUUGUUCCUAAGAGAAUUCGCCGACGAAUUGUUAGAAGUCAGUAGCGAGAAAACAUACCAGUGCCUUGGUCUUUUAAUCGAAAACGUAACUCCACAGUCUGUAAUAACAUUAAAAAGUAAUAUAACAACAUGUCUGUCCGUAUACCAAUCAAAACAAAAUUCUUUAAGCCCAAUCAACGAAAAUAUUCAAAAUUGGUUCAAAAAAAUUAAUAUCGAAGAAUUGAUAACCCUAAUCGAAAAAUGGUUCAAAAGCGUCAACCCUGACGAAUUGAUUACCGACAUUGAAACGAGGGAAUCAUUCGCAAACGUCACAAAAGAAAUUUCUGAAAAAAUACACGCAUUAAAAAUCAUGUCUGAAUAUUUCAAAUUCGUAUUUGAUGCGAAAAAUUUGACUUUUAUUGCUAUCGAAAAUAUCGACGAAAAAUUGUCGAAAAUUCUCUUGAUCGACUUGCUGAUAGUUUGCGAGAAACAUUUGUCUGACGAAGACUUUUUGUUUGUAUUACAAAAUAAAAUUGAUUUCUUGAAAAAUCAUGUCGGCGUGUUUUUCAAAAGGAUUAUUUCUAAGCCAUAUGUUAUUAAAAAGGAAGAGAGUUUAAUAUUAAUUGAUGUUAUGAAUUAUUUCGCUACUGCGUUCGACAAAGAUUUUUAUCAAGAUGUACUGGACUUUAUUGAUUAUUUAUGGCCCUCGUUUCAAGAAUCAACCGACUUCGAAGGUAAGCUGUCAGUACUUACAAAUGUUCUAAGGUUGCCUGAAACUGUGGACUUGAGUUGUCCACCGGUGGUCUGGGCUUCUACUCUGCUGACUUCUCAACAAACGAGUCUUAAAGAUAAGAUCAAAAUACUUAACGCUUUACCAGCUGGCGAACAGUUCAGCUCCUUAUACCGUGCUUUCGCCACAAAUGUCCCGGUGCGUAUAUCAGAAAUAGAAGGCAAUGAGAAGUAUGUACCAGCGUUCAGAGCUGUGCUCGACUCCCUAGCGAUAAACGGUGACAUGACACUACUUGAUAUCGUCCUCACUUUAGCUAGAGGUGACGAAACGAAAGGUUGGUGGGAUUACGCAUUCAGUGCUUGUAUGAAAUCUUUAGCAGCCAAAGAAGACAUUCGAAUACUUAACGUGGUUUAUAAAAAAGUAGUUGAAGAAUCACCGUCUAUGACUGUUUGUAAUAGAAUUCUUUUACCGUUGCUCGGGCAUACAUCUCGAAAAUUCUUCGAAGAAUAUCUUUGUACGAUUAUCACAGAAUUACUACAGACACUAAAAUCUGACGUCAUUGAAAUAAGUGACUCAAAAUACUGUAAGAAGCGUCUCAUUAAAUAUGCAAUUGUUGUCAACAUAUUGAAGAUUGCUUUCAAUAAUUUAUCAACGGCCUGUUUAGAGAGAGGUGUAAUAAACGAGCGGGCGGGCUCCACAGCCCCGUGGCAUUUCUUGAAGACUACGUGCAAAUAUUGUGUCACUGCCAGUCGCAAGGUUAAGUGCCCGACUGACGCUAGCGAGGAACCCAAGCAGAUUUGUCUUUGGUUGCAAACUACUUUAUACAACUGUCUAAGUACUGCCAUCUGUCGGUGGCAGAUUACCGAAAAAUUGUGCGCUGAACUAUUUAACGUCGACGUGUGGGCAAGAAUAGUGGACAAAGAAGCUGUUCAUCCUUUCUAUUUGAAGUCUUAUGUGAGGUCUAGGGACAGUGUUAGACCAGCGAAACGUGCACUGAACUCGAUGGCCAGUACAUCAUCAUUUACAGGAACUGUCCGCAGCACUAUAUUCCUGACCACGCUCUCCGAGAACCCCUUGCAUUUUGACCUGUUGCCUAAUGAUGAUGAAGAGGAAGAUGAAGACGAAAUAAUUUCAGAAUUUGAAGAUAACGCACUAAAUUCACACGGCUGCUUAUCCACUAUAACGUAUCUGCUUGAACAUGCCAGCAAACUGGAGUAUCACGGAUGGAGAGACGCCAUUGUUGCUGCGCUCUCUGCUGAUCCCAACUUACAUACUAAUGCUAGGUGGAUGAUAGCACAGGCUGUAUGCAAUGCGUCAGAGCACCUCAAAACGCACGCUACCGCCCUCUGUCCAGCGCUGUUCAAACUAGUAGCUGAUACAAGCUUAUCGAGCGCUGACAAUGGAAAACCAGUUCUGAACAAUCUACAUGUUGAAGUUCUAUCAACGAUAAUAAAAUGGGACCUAAAAGAUCUACCUCACACGCCAACCAUGGAUAUAUGCACAGAAUAUCUGAUCAACACAUGCAUGGCAAAUAAAACUAAAUAUUACAUUCAUAAGAGAUUACUAGACAUUUUAAAUGGUCUCCUACAAUUAUAUGGAAAACAUAUUAAAGUAAAAUGGGACAUAUUUGAAGACUAUUUACAUGAGCUACCAAAAUCACUUAUACCAAUCCUACCAAUUUUCGAAAAACUACUAAAAAAUGGCGUGUCCCUCCCGAACCUACUAGGCGCCACUUUCUCCAACUUAAACGCAACGCAUUGGAUAAAUAAUGGUACCAAGUUAUCCGAAGUAUCUGGUUUGGCACUUUCGAAAACAGAUUCGGUGUCCAGAAGCGAAAAUCUGGAUGCAUUCUGGAAAAUUCUCGCUUCUGUGAGAACCAGUAAUGUUGGGAGUUACAUCAAGAUGCUGUUUUAUGCUCAGAAAUCUUGCCCUGAAUGCUGUGAUGCGCAUAAUUUGAGAAUAAUAACAGGUCUAGCGUCGAAAAUAGAAAAGUCGAAAUGUCUAACAAUAAUAUCGACGUAUCUGGAACAUGCAGAAACCGUUGAAAAUUUCAAAGAUAUUAUAGACUUGAUCAAUUUAAAAGAACUCUUGGACAGUGACGUAAGAGUUGAGGCUAUGAAAAUAGCCAGAAAUAGCCUGGAAUACAUGGAUAUAGAUUUGAAAAAAGAAAUUUUAAAAUGUUUAGAACAAAACUGCCGAAGUUCGUCGACCUCUGUGCGGAAGGAGGCGUUCAGAGUAUUUUUGAAAGCUUUCGAAGAUCUCGUCAAACGCGAUCCCGCAACAAACUCAGCUAAACGUAAAGCGCUAGACAGUACUCCAAUACUGGACAUCGUAGACUCUGCUAGCUCCCUAGAUGAAGACAUCGUGAAGAUGGUCUCUGAUGGCAUGUUCGACCGUGACCUGAUGGUGGCCAGGGAGGUCUGUGAGGGAGUGGAGGAGUGCUUGUCCGAUGAUUUGAGUAUGAGAUUCGCUGAACUAUUCUAUAUAAUAGUAUACCAACGUAGUUUGACUGACAACGACUCGCAUUUGUCAAACUACGGCUCAAAGUUGAUCGAGAUGUUAUUCAGUGGGCUAAGAAAAGAGGAAUCCUUCAUGCAAUACAAGUUGAGGGAUGAAGGGUUGCCACAAAGCAUCCUGAAAGCUUUUGAAAGUACUACCACUCAUACUAUGACUGUGAGAACGUCACUUAGAUCCGGUGUUGCAUACAGACACAAAGAAAAUACAGCUCCUGAAAAACGAGAGUUAGACUUGCAAAUGCCUAUUACAGAUAUUUUAGAAGUUCUCAUUAAAGUGUCUAAGAUAAAUUCGCUAAUAUGUCAGGAGUUAUGUGUUCAAAUAAUGAAGUGCUUAGCUCAAACGGGUCGCAGGUUCAAUUUAGACGCGGUUAUAGCGAAGUAUUUGUCUCAUAUCAUAAAGAGGAAACCUAUUUACCCUACUCCUCUAAUUUUAGAUGCUUGCAGAAUAUUUAUAAGGGAUAUCAGCGGGAUUGAAGGGUUUUUAGACUCAGUGAAAUCGUUGAAGCUAGCCGUGUGUAAUAGCGAAGCAUAUUUAUAUACAAACAUACUGUUCGAAGAUCUACUCAUACGGAAUAAUGAUAAAAAUUUAUUCUUAUUUAGUUCUGUAAACGAAGAUUAUGAUGCUACCAUGGAUGAACAAGGAUUUACAAUGGAAGGACUUAUUCAGGCAUUCGGUAGUCUAGCAAACUGGAAUGACCUAAGGCUGCAGGAUAAGAAACGUAUUGAAGAUACCCUCCCAAGGCUUUGGACCAGUAAUGAAGAUUUUACAGUAUCUUUGAGAGACUAUUUUGAAAAUAAUAAGAACAAUUUAGAUCCCGGACUUUGGUUCAACAAAAUGUUAGCCUCAUACUAUCCUGAUGAGAUCAUUCAAAACAAAUGGAGUUGGCUGAAACAUAUUGAGAAAUGGCCGAGAAAAGACUUUGAUACCAGCGCCAUCAUAGAAGCGAUAGAAUGGCAUGAGAAUAACGCCAAAAUGUUUGGCUCUAUCAGUCGCAAUGAUUGCCUGGUGGAAUGGUCAGCUCGACUGAUGAUCAGAUGGUCAUACUACAACCAAGUACAGGACUCAGGCAGUGACUAUCCAGGAACCCUCUCUAAACAAGAACUGCUAUGGUGCAGGGAGGCCAAUGAAAGAGGUCUACCCUCCAUAGCUCUACAGUGCAUCGACAGGAAUAAACAGAAUAACAUACCUCAAGACGAGAUCCUACCCUGGUUCCUAGAAAAGGUGAAGGCGUAUAGGGGUCUAGGUCUUAAACAGAAUGACCUAGGUAUGCUACAGAAGGCGUUAGAUGCUGCAGAGACACACAGUCAAGUAGUCUCCUCGCAUUCUUCAAUGGAAACAAGGAUAAAUAUGCAGAAGGUCAUAUUAGAUCUACAUCAUGAUUUGAAUUCGCUCUCAAAAAUGACUUUAGACGAUGUCUUACAUGAAGUGAGUGCCAAAAUUCAGGACAGUAAUGAUUCGCAAUUGUCAUAUAACAGUGGGUCAGCUUUAAAAUCAAUAUACGACACUGCGCUAACUUAUUACGACGAUAUGUGGACUGACAGUGGUGAAAUAUUCCAAAACGAAUUAAUAUUAGCUAUGACUGGUAUAAUAGAUAAGGUGUUGGAUUAUAAUUUGACCAGAGACUGCAAUCUCUUGUUGGCGACACCAUUUAAUCGACUCGCACACUCUGACGUCACUAUAAGCGAUGUCGCUGCUAAGGCUUUGUUGGAUCAGAUAUACCGAGUUUUCCCGCGCCUAGAUUUUUGCAGUAUUGCCAUACUGAAAAAAAUAAUGUCAGUGUUGCCAGCAACAGUGGUAAAUGAGAAUUAUUUAUCAAGAUUGCAAGAUGUUGAACUAGACACGUGCAAGCAAUAUUUUCAAUUGAUUUGUGAUGUAAAUUAUGCGUUAUCGCAAUUUUGUGAGGAUUUAAGACAAAAUGUUUUCAACGACGAAGAAUUUGAAAUUAUAUUCAAAAAGAUGAAAGAUCAAAUCUUUGAAAAUCAAUUCGGUGGUACUGACUACCAAUCGUUGAGUACUUUGAAAAAUAAACUUUAUGCCUUGGAACAUAUGGAUGAUAUUGAUACAAAAGCACAAGAAUUAAAACUAAUAAGAGAUGAAUUGCUACCGAAAACAUCGAGGACGACAUUAAGGUUAUCCCAAUUGUGUCCGGACUUAUGUUCGCCUCUAAUUCUUGAAAGCAAAAGAUUGCACUUACAAAGACUAUUGCGACUACCCCCCAAUGUACACGUCGUGAAGUUUAUCGAACAAGUAACUCCUUUGGGCGAAGAUUCAGCUAUUUUAGAGUAUUUAGAAGACCAUAUCAGACUACGGGAACUAAUGGAUGUUGAAAGUAAGUAAUCACUUAAUCUCCAA